This is a messenger RNA of Encephalitozoon romaleae SJ-2008, 1311 nucleotides long. RefSeq names its product kinetochore Nuf2-like protein. The coding region runs from base 1 to 1311 and encodes 436 amino acids. The record is from RefSeq and is a predicted model, not a curated record. The transcript has a single exon. NCBI's taxonomy places the organism in Eukaryota, Fungi, Microsporidia, Unikaryonidae. Gene Ontology annotation, molecular function: protein-containing complex binding. Gene Ontology annotation, biological process: attachment of mitotic spindle microtubules to kinetochore; meiotic chromosome segregation; kinetochore organization. Gene Ontology annotation, cellular component: Ndc80 complex; kinetochore.
AUGCAGAAAAGGAAUGUUUAUGCAGUCCCAGACCUUCCAAUCAAGGAAAUAAUACAAUAUUUCAGUGAGAUGGAAAUAAACAUCAAGGCAAGUGAUAUUCUGAAGCCAACACCGCAGUCAACUCAAAGGAUCUAUGAGAUAUUACUAGAAGUAUACUGUGGGAUCAGAACAUCUGAUAUGGUGUCUAGAAUAGGGAACAUAGAGGCAUUUGAGGAAUCUUUGUCGUACCUUCUUCUGCAGAAGAGGAUGUCAGGCUUCCUCAGAAGAAUAGGUAUUGAGAAUUUUGGCCUUAGAGAUCUUGCACCUGAUUCAAAAAGGCUUAUUGGGAUUCUGAGUGUCGUAGUGAACUUUUCGAUGUUCAGAGACAACAAAAGACAUGUGUAUGAAAGAGUGUGCCGAAUGAAUGAUGAAAAGUUGCUUCUUCGGAAUGAGAUAGACGAAAAGGUUCACAAUGCAAGGAAAGAGCUUGAGAUGUGCGAAAGAGAUGCAAAGAAGAGCAUUGAAGAGUCAAAGGAGGUUGAGAAAGAGAUUUUGGUGCUUGAGUCUGAGCUUAAAGACUUCUACAAGCAUCAGAGAGCCUUAGUCCAAGAGACGGAAAGAGUUAAAGCGGAGAGGAAUGAGUACAGUGAUAAGCUAAGCUCUUUGAGGCUAAUGUUGCUUAAUCUUAGCCAAGAGAUAACAUGCCUGAAGACACAGGUUGUGAGUGAUCCGACAAAACUCAUGGAGCUAGUUGACGAGAUGAGAUGCUUGAUUUCCAAAGAAAACGAAAUAGUGAGAGGAUUGGAAGUAAAAAGAAUGAACCUCAAGGAAAGAAUUGAUCUUAUGGAAUUGAUGAAAGAGGAUACAAUGAAAGCAAUUACAUUAUCUCUUUCUAAUAAAGAGGCGGAUAAAACCAUUGAUAGAACAAACAGAGAAAUAUCUGAGCUAGAGGUUCAGAUAAAGAAUCUUGAUUCUGGAAUUAAUGCCUUGAAGAUCCGGCUGAACCAUGUUAAUAGGCAGAUUUCUCACAUUGAGUCCAAAAUAUUCAACCUCCAAGACAAUGACAAAAGGUGCUCUGAAGAAAUAUCUGCAAAACUUGAGAAGCUCAAGAACAACUAUGGAGUUGUUUCUGAUGAAAGAAACUCUAUAAGAAGGAAGAUUGAAGAAAAUGUACGGCUAACAAAAAACAUUGAGUAUGAACUUGUAAAGAAGAGAAACGAGCAUGUAAACGACAUAACUGCAAUACAGUCAGCUCUUUGCAGACUUAAGGAUGACGUAUUCAACUAUUUUGCUGAGGCCAAGGGAGUGAUUGACAAGGCCAUGCCUAAUUGA